AUGUUAGAAACGAUACAAAACUUCGUGAACAAUGUGUCGACGACGACAAACGCGUGGUUACACUCGACACAAGAGGCCAAAACCUCGUCCUCUGCUCUUUGCUGGAAAAAUCUAACCCAAUAUACUCUGUCGGAAGUGUCCGAACAUUUCAUGUACAACGACUGUUGGCUCGUUAUAUACGAUUUGGUCUAUAAUGUGACCGAUUUUCUCAAUGAACAUCCGGGAGGAGAGUAUAUUGUGAUGGAGAACGCGGGCAGAGACGCCACCCUUGCCUUCAGGGGGUCUCGACAUAGCAAAGACGCGGUCGAUAUGCUCGACAAAUACCUGAUCGGCAUUCUUGUCGAAAGCGAAAGGAUAUACACACCAACUGAUGAUGAAUUGGCUCUUCAGAGUGACUCGUGAUUACAAAACUAUUGGAAAA
Medioppia subpectinata is the source of this 421-nucleotide messenger RNA. The record is from the annotation of a GenBank genome assembly. NCBI's taxonomy places the organism in Eukaryota, Metazoa, Arthropoda, Arachnida, Sarcoptiformes, Oppiidae.